AAGAGUUUCAGGUUAAGAACGGACCUCCAGAACGAAUUAAAUUCUUAACCAGAGGUACCACUGUAUAAGAGAACAAGCAAGGUGUUCACGGUGAGUUCCGGCACCUCUUUUUCUAGAAAAAUAGCAUGUAGGCUGCAAUUCCAGAGACAUUUACUUUGGAGUAAGUCUCAUCAAGCUCAGUGGGAUUUAUUUUCGAGUGGAUAUGUAGAAGAUUUUGUGAGAGCUCUCUUUCCUCUUCCGGCGCAGCUCCAAGAUGGGCAAGUUUAUGAAACCAGGGAAAGUUGUCCUUGUUGGGUGCUACGCUGGAUGCAAAGCUGUUAUUGUUAAGAAUAUUGAUGAUGGCACCUCUGACUGCCCCUACAGCCACGCUCUGGUGGCUGGCUUCCAUCGCUACCCACGCAAAGUGACGGCCAGCAUGGGCAAGAAGAAGAUUGCCAAACCUUCCAAGUCCUUUGUGAAGGUCCCCAAUUACAACCACAUGAUGCCUACCAGGUACUCUAUCGGCAUUCCCCUUGACAAGACUGUUGUCAACAAGGGUGUCUUUAGGGACCCUGCACUGAAACGUAAAGCCCGACAAGAGGCCAAAGUGAAAUUUGAGGAGAGAUACAAGGCAGGCAAAAACAAGUGGUUUUUCUUGAAGCUCCGAUUCUGAGUGGCAUGCAUUUGCACCAAUAAAUAUUUUUGAAAAGUGCCCGCCCCCUCCCAAGACUGCACUGUUCCACUGAAAUCAUGACUAGCUUGGUUUCAAUGGGACUCAUAUUCAACUAACUGAAAUGGUACAGCCAUGCAACACAUUGGAUGUAUUUAUUAUAUUCCUUUGGUUUGUCAACUGCCAGAAAAUUAUCUGGAGGGUUCAGUAAUCCCUCACAUUGAUAACUUUCUUUUGGGUGGCUGCCAGCAGCUCCCAUGGCCAGUUGUCCAGGAACAUACAAAGACAAGG
This is a messenger RNA of Zootoca vivipara (common lizard), 940 nucleotides long. The record is from RefSeq and is a predicted model, not a curated record. NCBI's taxonomy places the organism in Eukaryota, Metazoa, Chordata, Lepidosauria, Squamata, Lacertidae.